Molecule: messenger RNA, 603 nt
Organism: Rotaria sp. Silwood2
Lineage: Eukaryota; Metazoa; Rotifera; Eurotatoria; Philodinida; Philodinidae
Source: the annotation of a GenBank genome assembly
AUGCAUCUCAAGUCUCUUAUCUUCGUGCUUGCAUUGUAUGCUGGUAUAGCUGCUGCUGGAUUCCGAUCGCCUUCACCACCACAAUGGCCGUUGGUUUGGAUGACAAGUGGAAGUGCUUAUAAUAUUUCUAGUAAUCAGACAGCAUGUGCACAAGUCUUCUACGAUUGGAGACGACCAGCUCAAGUUGUCAAUUUAAUGAGAAGCGACUCGUAUGUAUAUACGAUACUUCACAUCGAACGCACCGUUUGGCGACUACAACGUGCAAAUCGAACGUGUUGUAUUGAUCCGCAACAUACUGGCAUAACACCACCAAGACCAGAUUGGUUACAAAGUGGUAAUGAAACUACUUACGAUGGGAUUAUUUCGGUCAUGGAACAUGCAUGUCAUUCAUGGACAAAAUCAAUACCGGAUUUUGCGGCAUUCUCAUGGUUAACGUCAGUUGCGACUGGUGUACCCUGUCGUCUUGGAUGGUUAAAUGCUGUGCAUUUCGAUUUUUCAUUCUACUCCGAUAACCCGGAUCUGUUACCAAAAGGGAUUUUUGAUAUACCCGAUUAUUGUCCACGUGAAAUAACAGACCCAAAUUGUGAUGUCAUGCAUUUCUAA